Saccharomycopsis crataegensis is the source of this 348-nucleotide messenger RNA. RefSeq lists its product as uncharacterized. The record is from RefSeq and is a predicted model, not a curated record. Lineage: Eukaryota; Fungi; Ascomycota; Saccharomycetes; Ascoideales; Saccharomycopsidaceae. Bases 1 to 348 code for a protein of 115 amino acids. The transcript is spliced from 2 exons.
AUGAGGCCAGGCACUAAACCAAAAAGAGGUUUUGAGAUUAUCAUUCCAGAAGGAUUAGCAGUUCACCAUGCCCUAAGAGGACCUGAAAAAUGUGGAAUCAUUGCACAAAAAGAUUACUUUCCUGGACAGACCAUUACCACUAUCAAGCCUUCUAUCCAAGUUCUCAAUUCCUUCAAGAGCUCUUAUACACAUGAGUAUCUUGGUAAUUCAUGUGCCAAUUGUUCCAAGAUCAUCCCAAAGGUGGUAUUUUCGAGUCAAUCUCAAAAGAAGGGCAUAUUAGGCGGUGAUUUGGAAAGAAGAAGCACUUCCGUGGGACCUUGUGCAAAGUGUCAUGUUGUUCAAUAUUGA